ACCAGUACAGGAUCGACAGACUUUUCAACUCAGCAUGAUCACUGGCAUUCAAAGAGGAAGGCAGCUAUUCAGGCAGCUUUUCAUUAAUGGAAGGUGUACAAUAUUGUGUCCAGUCAACGAAUGGAGAUAUCAACAAAACACACACCUCUGACACACCUCCAACCGUGACAACAACAUCAACAAAGAAAAUUAAGAGAAAAAUGAGUUCCAAAGACUUAUAUAAACCAGCAGAUAGAAUUAUUGGACAUGACAAGAAUGUAUGGGUCGAGUUUUCUGCUUUAGCGAGAAACUACAAAGCAGUGAAUUUAGGCCAGGGAUUUCCAGAUAUUCAUACCCCUCACUUUGUAAAAGAGGCUCUUGGGAAGGUGGUGGCCAGUACUGAUGCUGCUGUUGAUCAAUACACAAGAAGUCAGGGUCAUCCAAGAUUAAUUACUGCACUUGGAAAACUCUACACCAUGUUGAUGAAGAGAGAAAUUGAUCCAUUAUCUGAGAUUUUAGUAACAGGAGGAGCUUAUGAAUCUCUUUAUUGUUCAUUUCAAGGCUUGAUUGAUCCAGGGGAUGAGGUCAUCCUUAUUGAACCAUAUUUUGAUUGCUAUUUUCCCCAAAUAUCAGUUGCUGGUGGAAUUCCCAAGUUUGUCCCUCUAAGACCUAAAGAAAAUGCUACCUCAACAAAGGACUGGGUCUUGGACAAGGAGGAGCUGGAGUCAACAUUUAGUGAAAAGACCAGAGCCAUAGUAAUCAACACUCCUCAUAAUCCUGUCGGCAAGGUAUUUAGUAUGGAUGAGCUGCAGUUGAUUGCUGAUCUGUGCAAGAAAUACAAUGUGAUCUGUAUCAGUGAUGAAGUUUAUGAGUGGCUUGUUUAUGGUGGAGAGCACCACAUCAGGAUCGCAACUUUACCUGGCAUGUGGGAAAGGACAAUAACAAUUGGUAGUGCAGGGAAAACAUUUAGCAUCACAGGCUGGAAGCUUGGCUGGUCCAUAGGUCCUAAAGAAUUAAUAAAAAAUCUCCAGACAGUGCAGUCACAAGUGACUUACACCCUACCUACCCCAACACAGGAAGCCCUUGCUCAAGCCUUUGAACAUGAAAUUCCAUUAAUUGGAACAGAAAAGUCAUAUUUCCAAGAACUUAGCCUGAUGUUGGAGAAAAAACGUGACAUAAUGGCCAAGCUUCUAACUGAUGUUGGCUUCAAGCCCAUUAUUCCUCAAGGAGGCUAUUUUAUGAUGGCUGACACAUCAGAUAUAGAUGUGAAUUUUGAUGAAUAUGACAAAAGUGAUGAUCCCCAUGACUACAAGUUUGUGCGAUGGUUAACAAAAGAAAAGGGAAUUUGUGCUAUUCCUCCAUCUGCAUUUUAUUCACCUCAACAUAAACAUUUUGGAGCCAAGUACAUUAGGUUUUGCUUUAUCAAGGAGGACAGCACAUUAGAAAAUGGUGCAAAAAAGCUGAAGGAAUGGAAAGAUGAACUAGGAAAAUGAGCACAAAUUAAUGACAGGUGUAGGUUAAUUACAACAAUUCAACCCUGGUAAUUACGAUUAAUAAAUGUAACAAAUGCUUUACUUCUGACAGGCAGUGAUACUGUCUAAUAGACCAGGGAAAUUUCUAAUGUUCAGUGAUAACUGUGGUUCUUGGUAUGUAGUAAAAGAAUCUAGGAAACUAUUUUUUAGCAAAUAAGGAUAUUUUGUACAACACCAGAAAUACUGCACACUGUACAGUACAUGUGUAACCAAAAUGUAUUCAGUGUGAAUUUAAAGAGCCAUUGUUUUAUUUAAAUAGUGAAUUCAAUUGCAAUAAGAAAAUUUGGAUUUGAAAGUAAACAAAACUCAGUAAAGUACAGUAAAGAACACCAAAGUGCACUUGAAUGUCUUUGCUAUUGAAGGUCGAGGAGCUUAGGUUAAGGAAAUUUAUUAUAAUCAAGUUGACCUACUACAAAUGGUUUCCUUGUGGGUAUGAAAUGCCUUGCUUAUUGGACUUCUGCUUUUGAUAAUCUUAUGGUGUUUUAGGAAUUACAUGUAUGUACACUUUCAGGUUAUUUUUUACAGGUAAAUAACAUUCAGAAACACAUUGGCCUAACUCGUACACUAGUCUAUUCAGGGGCCAGACUAAUUGUUCAUGUGGUAAGGUAUCCAUGUGACUGGGUUAAAUGUAAAUGCAAAUCUAGCUUGUAAAGAGGAUCUGGUGGAACUGGCAAUAAAAGACAUAUUAAGUAUUGAAA
Molecule: messenger RNA, 2209 nt
Organism: Orbicella faveolata
Lineage: Eukaryota; Metazoa; Cnidaria; Anthozoa; Scleractinia; Merulinidae
Product: kynurenine--oxoglutarate transaminase 3-like
Biological process (GO): biosynthetic process
Cellular component (GO): cytoplasm; mitochondrion
Molecular function (GO): L-kynurenine:2-oxoglutarate transaminase activity; pyridoxal phosphate binding
Source: RefSeq, a predicted model, not a curated record